This is a messenger RNA of Diatraea saccharalis (sugarcane borer), 1197 nucleotides long. The record is from the annotation of a GenBank genome assembly. Lineage: Eukaryota; Metazoa; Arthropoda; Insecta; Lepidoptera; Crambidae.
AUGGGAGCAGGCGCGACGGGCCCGGGAGGACGUCGAGCUUUAGAGCUGAUACUGAGCGGCGGUCUCAAGUCGUUGAGGCCGCCUAAACCGGUCCGGAGAGCAGCCUCUAGGGAUUCGGUGCUCUCACAACCACAGCCCUUGUUAGAAGGUCUGAGGAAAUGCUCGACAGUGCUAGCACUGACUGAACGCGAGAAAGCACCAGAACCUAUCAGGGCUCACAAUCGACUGAGGGCGCCCUCUGUCUGCUCCCGGUGCUCAUCUUUGCUUUCGCUCGCCGGCAAUGGAUCCAGAUACUCCCUGGAUGGGGCGGGUGGGUUCAUGCCUGCCGUGGCGAUCAACUGCAAGCUUUGCCUCGAGGAUGCGGCCGCUGAUGACGUCACCGUCAUCUCCGGAUGCGGCUGCAAUUUCUGCACGAAGUGUAUGAAGGCGUACGUAGAAUUCGAAGUAUGCAAUGGAGCGUACGAGGUGUCCUGUCCCGACGCACGGUGCCGUGUCGGCGCCGCACUGUCCCUCGACGAGAUAUCGGCACUGGUGGAGUCAGCUGUAAUGGAAAAGCAUCUCAAGUUCCGACUGAAUCAUGAAGUGGCAAUGGAUUCGGGCCGUGCGUUCUGCCCGCGCGUCGGAUGCGACACGGUGGUGUCUGUGCGUGCCGCCAGCCCAGCUCACUGCCUCACUUGCCGGCAUGAGUUCUGCACGCAGUGUAAUCAGGAGUGGCAUAGCGGGCAGUCUUGUGAAGCGGCGGCAGCGUCUUCAUCGGCGGGCGCGAGCGCACCACUGCUGCCGGACUCGGAACUGAUCAAGCUGUGUCCGAUGUGCCGCGUGCCCAUAGAAAAGGACGAGGGUUGCGCGCAGAUGAUGUGCAAACGUUGCAAGCACGUGUUCUGCUGGUACUGCCUCGCAUCGCUCGACGACGACUUUCUGCUCCGCCAUUACGACAAAGGACCGUGCAAGAACAAGCUGGGCCACUCCCGCGCAUCAGUCCUGUGGCACCGUGCGCAGGUGGUCGGCAUAUUCGCGGGAUUCGGUCUAUUACUGCUGGUGGCGAGCCCUCUUCUUCUACUCGCUGCGCCCUGCAUCGUGUGUUGCAAGUGUAGACUUUGUAACCCGAGUACGAAGAACCUAGAGGAGGUGGACGAAAUUGAGAGCAUCAGUCCUGGACGAGAAGACGAAGACAGAACCCGCUACCUCUCCGACUGA